UUGCAGUCGCCGCCGUUUGAAUCCCCCUUUGGCCGCGUCCUGACGGUCAGCCAGGUCACCCAGGAAAUCAAGGAGAUCCUGGAGGAUUCCUACCCCUUGAUGUGGAUCGAGGGCGAGAUAUCCAACCUGCGUCUGGUGCAAAGCGGUCACGCCUAUUUCACGCUCAAAGACGCCAAAAGCCAGCUACGCACGGUCAUGUUUCGCUCGUCGGUGCGGCAACUGCCAUUCACGCCGGAGGCGGGCAUGCAGGUGAUCGCACGCGGGCGCCUGAGCGUCUACGAGCCGCGCGGCGACUACCAGUUGAUCGCCGAAGCGAUUGAGCCGAAGGGCGUCGGGGCGUUGCAAAUCGCCUUCGAGCAAUUGAAAGCGCGUCUGUUCCAGGAAGGGCUGUUCGACGAAGACCGCAAGCUGCCCCUGCCCGUGAUGCCCCAGCGUAUCGGCAUUGUCACCUCGCCCACCGGCGCCGCCAUCCGCGACAUCAUCCAGGUCGCGCACCGGCGCUCCGCCAACGUUCACCUGUUUCUCUACCCAGUGCGGGUGCAGGGCAAGGAAGCCGCCGGGGAAAUCGUGCGGGCCAUCGCGGCGCUGAACGCCUUCGAACCGCCCCUCGACGCGUUGAUCGUGGGGCGCGGCGGCGGCUCGCUGGAAGACCUGUGGGCGUUCAAUGAAGAGGCCGUGGCGUGGGCGAUAGCCGUUUCGGAAAUUCCGAUCAUUUCGGCAGUCGGUCACGAGACCGAUGCCACCAUCGCCGAUUUCGUUGCCGACCUGCGCGCCUCGACGCCCUCAGCAGCGGCUGAAUUGGUGGUCAAGAGCGCCGAAGAAUUGAGCCAGCAAGCCGGAGCCCUGCUGGCGCGCAUGCACAACGUGGUGCAGCACACCCUCAUGCGCUCGGCCACCGCCCUGGAGCAUCUGUCGUCGACGCGCCCAUUCCGCGCACCGCACCGCUUCGUGCAAGCGUGGCAGCAACAGGUCGACGACCUGAUGCUGCAACUCGACAAAGCUUGGCUGAACGACAUGCAGGGCCGCACCCGGCGCCUGGAAAUCGCCAUCAAGACACUGGCCCGGUCGAACCCGCAGUGGCGCUGGCAACGGCAGCACGCGCAUCUCGACAUCCAACGCCGACGCCUCGAGACGGCUACCCGAUCCUGCCUCAACCUGCGCCGUCAAACGCUGCACGGCCUCGGCGGCAAGCUACAUUCCCUCAGCCCUCUGGCCAUUCUGGCGCGCGGCUAUGGCAUUUGCCGCGACGCCGCCACGCAACAGCUCAUCACCCGUGCUGCGCCCGUGCAACCAGGGCAGCACGUGGAACUUGUUCUGCACGACGGACAACUCGCCUGCACGGUUGACGAUGUCCAAGAAAAAGAAGCCCCUCCGCUAGAAGGCGGGGUUGGGGAAGGGUAA
This is a messenger RNA of Geodia barretti, 1401 nucleotides long. Lineage: Eukaryota; Metazoa; Porifera; Demospongiae; Tetractinellida; Geodiidae. The record is from the annotation of a GenBank genome assembly.